UAUAUAUUCUCAUUCCAUUUGUAUUUUAUGGUAAUCAUAUUGUUGCUUUUUUUAUCAUAUACUAUUUUAUGUCAAAAUUUAUUUUCAAGGUUGUUUUAAUCCUUCACUUUCUUAAUUGAAAGUAUUACAACAAUGGGAAGGAAGAGAAAAUUAAAUAUUGGGAGCCGCAUAUUAAAAGAAUCAAACCAAGGAAGUAAUGCUACUCCUACAACCUUAACUCAGGCCCAAGGAAGUAACACCGAAGAAACAAAUACUGCCUCAAAUCAAGCCCAAGGAAGUAAUGUUGAAGAAACUCAUACAACCUCAUCUCAUGCCCAAGGAAAUAAUGUUGAAGAAAUUCAAAGAACCUCAACUUAUGCCCAAGGAAGUAGUGUUGAAGAAAUUCGCUCCAACCCUAGUCAUAUGGAAGAUGAAACACACGAGUCUGAAGAUUCCUACUCCAUUCCUUCUGAUAUAGAAGCAGAAGAAGCUCAUAUUGACAAAGAGGUUGAACCUAAAAAAUUAAGAGGCCCGACAAGAAUGUUAGAUGUAUGGGACAUGGACUCUGGUGAUUUCAUAAUUGUUAAUUUGGAUAAGUAUGGUCGACUCAUUGGUGAGGAAGGGACUACUCUUACUCGUUUCAUAGGAAGUAUGGUUCGAAGGAAUCAGUAUGCUUCCAUUGAAUACAUAUCUUGGGAAAAAAAUGCCUGAUGAGGAAAAAGAAGAGAUGUUGAAAUUUAUAGAGGUAUUAUAAUUUUAUAUUUAAAUCAUGAUGUGUUAAAAUUUAUAUUAUCAUUUAUUUUAUGUUAUGCAUGUUUAAGAUUUCUAUAUUUUUUUAGUCCAAAUUUGAAUUUGUUCCUCCUAUAAAUGACACGAUAAGGGAAAUGUUGAAAUCUGAUAUGAACGAGAAAUGGAGACAAUGGAAGAGCGAUUUAGAAUCAAAGGCAUAUGACCCAAGUAAAACGGAAGAAGAAAUUGCAUCUGUUGUACCAGAUAGUAGGGUUGAUCCAAAUCAAUGGAGACAUUUGGUUCAUCAUUGGUUUUCUCAAGACGGACAAAAAAUAAGUAAAAUUAAUGCACAAAACCGUGCUAAGUUUGAAGAUGUUCAUUGUAUGGGUAUAAAAAGUCUCCCAAAAUUGAUAGAUGAAAAG
Messenger RNA from Vicia villosa (hairy vetch), 1130 nucleotides. RefSeq lists its product as uncharacterized. The record is from RefSeq and is a predicted model, not a curated record. Bases 133 to 690 code for a protein of 185 amino acids. The transcript is spliced from 3 exons. NCBI's taxonomy places the organism in Eukaryota, Viridiplantae, Streptophyta, Magnoliopsida, Fabales, Fabaceae.